CGCUGGGGGGGCUGCGGCUCGGCGGCACGUCGUGGCUCCCCGCAGGUCAAGAAUAAACUGUCUAAUCCAGAGCAAAGAUGCAGAGCACUUCAAAUUACCUGUGGCUCUUGUCUGACAUUCUAGGACAAGGAGCUACUGCAAAUGUUUUUCGUGGACGACACAAGAAAACUGGGGAUUUAUAUGCCGUCAAAGUAUUUAACAGUAUAAGCUUCCUUCGUCCUGUGGAUGUUCAGAUGCGAGAGUUUGAAGUACUGAAGAAACUGAAUCAUAAAAAUAUUGUCAAACUGUUUGCUAUUGAAGAAGAGACAACUACUAGAAAUAAAGUACUAGUUAUGGAAUUUUGUCCGUGUGGAAGUUUAUAUACUGUUUUAGAAGAGCCAUCUAAUGCCUUUGGUUUGCCAGAGUCUGAGUUCUUAAUUGUUUUGAGAGAUGUGGUGGCUGGGAUGAAUCAUCUCCGGGAGAAUGGAAUAGUGCACCGUGACAUCAAACCAGGCAAUAUAAUGCGUGUUAUAGGUGAAGAUGGUCAGUCUGUUUACAAACUGACAGACUUUGGUGCUGCAAGAGAACUGGAAGAUGAUGAACAAUUUGUUUCUCUCUAUGGCACAGAAGAGUAUUUACAUCCAGAUAUGUAUGAGCGAGCAGUUUUGAGGAAAGAGCAUCAAAAAAAAUACGGAGCAACAGUUGAUCUAUGGAGCAUAGGGGUGACCUUUUACCAUGCUGCAACAGGGAGUUUGCCUUUCCGACCUUUUGAAGGACCUCGUAGAAACAAGGAAGUGAUGUAUAAAAUAAUUACUGGAAAGCCUUCUGGAGCUAUUUCUGGAAUACAAAAAGCAGAAAAUGGACCAAUUGAGUGGAGCUGGGAGAUGCCCAUUUCUUGUAGUCUUUCAAAGGGUCUGCAAGUAUUGCUCACACCUGUCCUUGCAAAUAUUCUUGAAGCAGACCAGGAAAAAUGCUGGGGAUUUGACCAGUUCUUUGCAGAGACAAGUGACAUACUGCACCGAAUAACAAUCCACAUCUUUUCACUACAGCAGAUGACCUUGCACAAAAUUUAUAUUCACAGCUAUAAUACAGCUGCUAUAUUUCAUGAGUUGGUCUACAAACAGACAAAAAUACCAUCUCAGAAUCAAGAACUGAUAUUUGAAGGUCGACGUUUAACACUAGAGCCUGGCAGAUUGGCACAACACUUCCCCAGAACUACUGAGGAGAAUCCUGUCAUUGUAGUAAGCAGGGAGGCUGUGAACAUUGUUGGAUUAAUCUACGAAGAAGUCUUACUUCCUAAAGUACACCAACGUUAUGACUUGGAUGGGGAUGCCAGUAUGGCUAAAGCAGUAACAGGUAUCGUAUGUUAUGCCUGUAGAGUUGCCAGUUCUUUGCUACUUUACCAGGAACUGAUGCGAAAAGGAAUACGAUGGCUAACGGAAAUAAUCAAGGACGAUUACAAUGAAAUAUUUCAUAGAAAGACAGAGGUUGUCAUCAAACUGGAUUUCUGCAGCAGAAACAUUGAGCGAGCUGAGAAAAUAUGUGAGAAUUUAAUGCAGAUCAACCUGGAAACAUCAGAAGUGGAUGAAAUUUCAGAGAUACAUGGGAAACUACUGCGCCUCUCCAGCUCUCAGGGCACAAUAGAAACUAGUCUUCAAGAUAUCAAAAACAAACUUUCUCCUGGUGGUUUACUGGCUGACACCUGGGCAAAUCAGGAAGGCAUGCAUCCAAAAGACAGAAAUCCAGAGAGGCUGCAGACACUGCUAUGUUCCAUCACAGAUAUUUAUUACCAGUUCAAAAAAGACAAAGCAGAACGUAGGCUUUCUUAUAAUGAAGAACAAAUACACAAGUUUGACAAACAGAAGCUGUAUUUGCAUGCUACAAAAGCUGUAACUCUAUUCAAAGAUGAAUGUGUCAGCAAGUAUGAUACAUUUCUGGACAAGGCUGAGGACUGGACAAGGAAAAUGCUUCAUGUAAGGAAACAGUUACUGGCUCUUAGCAACCAAUGUUUUGAUAUUGAAGAAGAGAUAUCCAAGUAUCAGGAUUAUAUAAAUGAGUUACAAGAUGCUCUGCCACAAAAAAUGUUUGCAGCUUCCAGUGGGAUGAAACACACAAUGAAUCCAGUUUAUCCAAGUUCAAACACAUUAGUGGAAAUGACUCUUGGUAUGAAGAAACUAAAGGAAGAAAUGGAAGGAGUUGUUAAAGAGCUGGUUGAGAACAAUCACAUUUUGGAAAGAUUUGGUACUUUGACUAUGGACGGUGGCCUGCGGAAUGUGGAUUGUAUCUAGCUAUCUAAGGACCUGAAAAGGACUUGUAAAUUUUUCAAAGGGAAAAAAUACUGUUGGAACAUUUAAAGACAGAUAAUAAAUCUGUACUCAGUUUUUCCUCUGCAACUGUAGUAUUAAAAAUGUAAAUAUGUAUAAUAUGUAAAUAUAAAAGAAAUAUAUAUAUCUUUUUUGUCAAUGUUAGGAAAGAAUUACUAUUGGCAGAGAAUUUAUGCGUUGAAGGCACUCUAGCAAAAUCCUAAAGACAGAAGUGAUGAAGCUGACGUUUGAAUAUUGCCCCCUUUUCAGAAUUCAGUAUACUCUUAUUACAAGAGAAUUGCAACUUUCAGAACUCUGCAAAUUUUGAAUAGUCUAUUAAGGGUGUUUUGAGAUUCCUUUAAUCACCACUAUUAUUUUGGCCUCUGGUUGAAUGACGUUGAUCAUCAUUUACUGAACAUAAAAGACUGUUUUAAAUAAGAUCUCUUUAAAUUAACAUGAAUAGGAACUAAAAGUGCAGAUGGGAGAGAGUGGAAAUGUGUUUUUUUCUUUCACAUCCAUGCUGUUCACUUCUACCUGAGAAAUAAAUUCACUUUUUUUUCUUUUUUUUAAGUCCUUGUCCAUAUUUGUGCCAUGUUGUCUGUAAUUAUUUGACUGGUCUUUAUUGUGGAGUUUUGUCCUUCAGGUUGCCAGAUCAAAUGUAAAAAUUCCUUUUGUGGAGUACAGCAUUUUCAGAAUUUCUCUGAAAUCUUGUUCCUUACCACAAGAGAAGUAGGAUCUUAGAAUUCGAUAGCCUUUUCAGAAUCCUGUUUGCAGGCAUAAAAAAAAGGUUAAAAAAUCUGUGUUGGAAUGUUUCAGUAGUCAGUAAACUGGAUAGCAUCAUGUUUCAGUGGUAACUAAAUAUUAGAAAAAUCUAAUCCAGAUGUUGCCUAGAUCUUGAAAGGGAUCACAUGCACUGCUGACUUAUGACUGAGAUACUAAACUUGAGGGGAGGUGGAAUUUAUUAAGAUUGUGUGUGUUUAUUUUCCACUAUAAAUUGGUAUUGCUUUUAUUACUACAUGAUUAGGUUGUAGAGAUGGAGAGUGAAAGUCUCCUCCAAAGCAUAUGAAAGAAGAGGAACAGGAAGAGGAAAACCAAAAAUUAUAAACCCCUCAAAACAUCCUACAGUGUUUGAAUGCCACAGACGUAUUUAUCUUUGUUUAAAGUGGAGCGCAUUCAAAUAUUGCAGGGCUCAUUUAGUAUUCUCAUUCUUCUGGGUGGAAGCUAGGCCGUGGAUGGUCAAUAGUAUCCAAGUAGCCCUUCUAAUUGCUGUACUGCAUCUGCUCAGGAAGAGCUGAUUCCAGGAUAUUUAGAAUUUUCCAUAAUUAAUGGUGAGACUUCCAGAUACAACUUAAGGAUUGGUAAGCUUUGGUACCAUCAGAUAGUUUUGUGAUUUUUAGUCCAUGCUUAUCUGUUCUCAAAAUACAAAACGUCCAAUGUAUUUCAAAAAUAUUUAAAUAGAAACUUAUGAAAUUUGUACUUGGUUCUCUUACUGUUAAAACAUGAGGAUACUCACUGCCUUGAAGUCUCUGAUACCUGCAUUCUAGUGUUCUUGGUGAGGAUCAAAUAUUAAAAGGAAAUUCAGACACUGAUGUAAUGAGCUUCAUACUUUGCAAACUUUUUGGGAAAAAAAUAGCUAUGCAAAACUAGUCCAACGAUUCUGUGUUUUUUCCUUGGUUAGCCAUGGCAUUCUUUAAUUAUUUGUUUCAAAAUACCUGCAUUAUGUGUAACUGGUAUGUUUUAAUGCCUGGUUAUACUUUCAUUCAUUCACAUCAAUAGUCUGACUGAGUGUCAGCAAAACAGAUAAAAGCCCAAUUUUUUG
Messenger RNA from Rhea pennata, 4101 nucleotides. RefSeq names its product TANK binding kinase 1 (gene TBK1). The transcript is spliced from 21 exons. Gene Ontology annotation, biological process: peptidyl-serine phosphorylation. Lineage: Eukaryota; Metazoa; Chordata; Aves; Rheiformes; Rheidae. The record is from RefSeq and is a predicted model, not a curated record. Bases 78 to 2267 code for a protein of 729 amino acids. Gene Ontology annotation, molecular function: protein serine/threonine kinase activity; protein binding; ATP binding. Gene Ontology annotation, cellular component: cytoplasm.